UUGGUCGGGAAGAGUUCAGCAACGCGAUGUCGUCCCUUUGGAGGAGGCUCAUCAACGAUCCCAACGCGUUCCCACCGGAGUUCUGGACUCUUUGGAAACAAUCCAGUCUAAUCGCCCUCGGUGAAAAGUGCCGUCCAGUGUGCAUUGGAAUGACUUGGAGAAGGCUGAUUGCAGCGGGAACGGUCAGGGAGUGGAAACCGAAACUGGAAGAAAUAUUUCGGGAAGCGGACCAAUUCGGAGUGGCGGUAGCUGGAGGAGUUGAACAAGUUGCGAUGGACGCACAACUGGUUCAUCAGACAGGUCAUUGGGUAGUCCAGACGGAUUGCUCAAAUGCCUUCAACACGGGCAAGCGCACCGCCAUAAUGGCCAAGGCCGCAAAGAGCGUCCCAAAUCUCGUGGGGUACAUCGCCAGGUGUUACGACGAAAUCUCGGCAAAGUCGAUAUACGCGAUGGACUCCGGAGAGCGUCGGACGAUCGAGUGCAAGAGCGGUGUGCAGCAAGGAGAUGGAAUGGGACCGCCCCUGUUCUUCUUCAUCCUAUUCCCGAUCGUCUUGAAGCUUAGAGCCAAGUACGACCACCUCGGGGUAAGCUUGAAAGCUUAUAUGGACGACAUCAGCCUGCACUUCAAAAAUAUCACAGCGGAAAAUAUCCAGGUGAUACCGGACCUCGUCGACGAACUAGAAGCUGUGGGCAUCAUCGUCAACAGGGGGAAGAGCUCAGCGCUUCCCCCACCAGGGCACGACGUGACGCCAGCAGAAAGGAGGCUACUUGGCGAUGCAGGCCUACCGAUUGCGGAGGAGGGCAUCACAGUUGUGGGAGUCCCCAUUGGGACGGAUGCCUACGUCGAGGAUAUCGCAAUGAAAGUGUUAACUGAAGGGGGUGCAGACAAGCUUGCUCGCAUGCUGGUGCACAUGCCAGACAAACAGGUGGCUCACCUCGUCACAUCACAAUCGCUCACACAGCGAUCCGGAAAUAUCGAGAGAGGCAUCAAUCAUAAGCUAGUGAGAGGGGCUUGUAAACGCCUGGACAAUAUGGUGAUGUGGGUCCUAGAGGCAACGAUGGGGCUCAGAGACACCGAAGUCGAAGAAGAGUUCUUCCAAGACGACUGCCAGCCUGACCGCUUCAAGUUAAAGCCCUAUCAACAAGCCCAGGCGCGCCUGUCGACAGGAGCCGGAGGACUAGGAUUACCAGCAGCCGUUAUGCGAAGGUUCUCAGCUUCUCUGGGCAACCUAGUCGGCACCCUUCCUGCGGUUAUAGCCGCGUUACGGGGUCCAUUGGGAGAGUCGGUGAGAGUUCGGAUACCGGGAACCGUGUUGGUGGAGCGGAUGGGGGACGCUAUCAAAGAACUCAACCAGGAGCAUGGAGUAUCGGUGGAGAUUCUGAAGGGGAUCCUUCCCCCGAAAAUGGUUGAGUGAGCUUUAGAACCGGCAGGAGA
Molecule: messenger RNA, 1435 nt
Organism: Ectocarpus sp. CCAP 1310/34
Lineage: Eukaryota; Phaeophyceae; Ectocarpales; Ectocarpaceae
Source: the annotation of a GenBank genome assembly